AUGACCGGCAGCAAACCUCAUGUAUUCGAUAUCCGGGCGGCCGCGGAGGGAAUCAUUGGGGAUGGAACCUUCACUACAGACUGGACCGGAUUCCAGUUCCAAGCCAACUCGACAAACGCAGUCAUCAACGAGUUGCGAUUCGCCAGCUCCAAGACGAUACGACAGUCGACCAUUAUUCUCGCUAGCUUCAAUGCCGUGGUUGGCUUCAUCGUAGCGGUGGGCAUCUUUUGGGACUGCUACGUGGGUGCCAAGAGGGCUGAUCCCCAGAUGAAAUUCCGGACAUCAAUGUAUAAAAUCAUAGGGCCCAUGCAUAUUUUCCCCUUUAUUCUGGCUAUUGGAAUUAUUAUCCAAGGCAUUAUUACCGCCGUUGAGCAGUCCAAGGGCAUGGAAGGACUGCUGAUCCUUGGCUGCCUGCCUAUUUCACAGGUCAUGUUUCCGACCAUAUUUAUUGUCCCAUAUAUACAGUUCGUCUUUGGCAUGGAGACGACUCUGCGCGCCUUUCGGCGACGCGCAUUCGACAGCUUCGGCAAGUGGACAGUCUCUGUCUGCGUAGCCCUCGUUGCCGUCUCUCUCGCCAUCACAUAUGGCGUCACUCAGGUGGUGCAGCCGCCCAACUUUUGCUUCGCCUCGCUCUUCUGGUUCGUGCAGAGAUAUCGCGUCGAGUGCUUUGCCCUCUUUACCGCCAUAUCUGGCAGUCUGCUGCUCGGCAGUGCCAUCACGCUCAUCAGACUCCAUCGGAGCACAUCAGGCAGUGUCAUUGAGCGAAUUGCCGCCUCACGCAUGAGCAUCGUUGUGCCGUUUUUCGCCAGUCUUACUCUGCGCAACGACAUGGAUGUUACGCAGCUGCGUGGCAACCUCGCCAUGGCUGCCAUGGUGGCCACCAACCUGACCGGCCUGACCAAUGGUGGCCUCUACUUGUUCCUGCGUACCUGCCAGCGCAGCAACAUUGGCCGCAAGGGCUACCUCGAGAUGCUAGACCGCGAGAAGCAGCAGCAGCGCUCGAGGAAGCGGCAAAUCCGCAAAUCACCCAUGACAGAGACGUACGCCAACCAAAUCGAACAGCCCGUCUCGCCGCCACCGCGCGUCUACCGGCCCAACUCGCCGGGCGACACCGACGCCGAGAGCUUCAUCGCCGAGAGCCAGAUUGGCCUGGCGCAGACGUCGAGCGCCACCGCCUCGCAGCAAAAUUUUGGCGGCUCCCCGCGGCGGAUGCACACGCGCAAGGCCUCGUACAGCGUGUUCCCGCAGCCGCAGCCGCAGCCGCUGCUGCAGCAGGCGCCGGCGCUCAACCCCAAGCCGCUGUCCAUCCCGCCGGCGGCCACCUACACGCCGCCGAUGCUGGCGACGCGGGGCCAGAGCGCCGAGGUGAACGACGACGACAUCAAGGCCAUGGAGAUUGACAUUAUCCGGAGAGACAUUUCCAGCCUGCUGCCGCCCAAGCCCGGUUUCGUGCCGAGCCACCAGCGCGACUCCUCCAUGGGGUCCUCGGCCACGGUGCAGAUUGGCCUGCGUCUCUCCAACGUCAACGACAUGUCCCGCGCGGGUGGCGGCCCGCCGUCGUACCUGGAGGAGCGCAUGCCCACGCCGCGGCCGACGUCGUCCAUCUACCCCAAAUCCAUGAUGUGGGGGCCCGCAGCGGCGGCGGCGGCGGCGGCGGCGCCUAGGCCGCUGGGCGACGACUCUCCCGUCUCCCCACGCACCUCGGUGCUCAUUGGCAGCACCGUCUGGGUCGACCCGAGCAAGGCGCUGCCGCCGGCGCCGCUGCAGCCUGCCAAAAAGGACCGCAAGGGCAAGGGCAAGGAGCGCGAGAGCCGGAUGCUGCUCAGCCCGAUGGCGUACAGCCCCGACGGUCCGGGAAACAGCGUCACCGUGACGAGUCCGUCGGACAAGGAUCCGUCGCCGUGGGAAGGCACGGGCAAGGAGAAGCGUCCCUCGGAAUGGAUUUGA
Messenger RNA from Cordyceps militaris CM01, 1947 nucleotides. RefSeq lists its product as uncharacterized. The record is from RefSeq and is a predicted model, not a curated record. The transcript is spliced from 4 exons. Lineage: Eukaryota; Fungi; Ascomycota; Sordariomycetes; Hypocreales; Cordycipitaceae. Bases 1 to 1947 code for a protein of 648 amino acids.